AAAGAUUGCAAUGGAGGAAGUUUUGUUGAUAUGACUGGUUUUGUUUUUAAAAUUUUGCAAAUGUUUAGAAUAUCUUAUCAAAAUGCAAAGAGUUUCGGGAAAACACGAUACUAAAUACUCCAUUGAAGCGACCUUGAAAACGUACCUUCAGUGGAGAGUCGCUUAGGAAACAUGGAGGAAUCUCAUCACCGCAGUUUAAUGGACCAUCUGGAUCUCGGCUCCGGUAGUCACCAUUUGCAAGAGGAUUUAUCUAAAGGGGUACUUCGAACUAUUCACAACGUUGAAAACGGCACUUUGCACUUUAUAACGAUUCCCCCUACAACUAAUUCUCGAGAGCAAGAGUAUAUUGAAAGUUCACUACUGGGGGCGGAUCUGCUUUCGAAUCAUUUGCCAAAUGGAUUAUUGGUUGAUUACAUCAGCACACCGGGGCCAACCGCUUCAAGCAGUCAGUUUCAUCCACAGUCCACGGGAUUGCUUGAUCAUCAAGGAAACAGUGCAAACGGCAUUCAAACUUAUACAGCAGAAGAUCUGCAAACGCUGGUUGACGCCAGUUCAUUGCAAACAUCGGAGAAUGAUCGAAAAAUGUUUCUGCAAUUCGUAAACAAAUCCACCUCACAGAUGUCGCACGAAGCACCUGUGAUUGUAACAAACUCGAAGGACAUUACUGCUGUUAAUUUGAUGGGUGAUCAUGAAAAGAUCACACAACCGACCCACCCACAACUAGCCAACGUAAAUCAUAUGCCUUCUGCGAGCUCUGCUAGUAAUUUCCUUCAUUAUCAUAAUCAGGAUCAUCUUUUAAGCGCAACGCACGCAAACAUAAAUAAUGUGGUGCAAACUGGGAAUGUGUUGACCACCCACAACACGUCCCAUCAUCAACAUCACCACCAUCACCAUCAUCAGGCUCAAACAACUUCCCACCAGAUUAUACAAAACACUAACCAACAACAGCAGCCGCACCAAUCGCAUAUAUCUUCACUUCAUUCCAUGCUUCAAGGAGAAUGUUCGCCUUCAAAACUGUUCCACGUUGCUUCGUCGGUAGCUAGUACAAGUAUUGCAAUUAGUACCGCUACCAGCCAGAAUUGCAUUCAAAUGCCACCACUAGCCCCCAUCAAGUGUGUUGAAUCUCCCAAACGGUAUCUCACGUACCAGAUGACUCAAUCGCAAGCUCCAGUGAUCGAAAGAGACCCGACUGCUGCAGUAGCUGGAGAAAAUUUUCUCUCGCGGGAUGAUCUUAUGGAGUGCGGUGAGCCUAGGUCGGACGACGAAGAAGACAUGGAAGUGAACCCUGCACUAACAUCGAGCCAUUUCACAAACACUUACUUGCCUCACAAAAAAAGACUAUCGAAAAAACUAAUUGAUACCAAAAACCAGGCGGACCAGUUCCACCGUAAUUCAGUUAUUUCCAAUGAUCAUCAGAUCGACCAGAACAAAAGUUCUCUACAUCAAGCUGGAAGUAGUGUCAAGGAAACUACAAAACAAUUUUCUUGUCAGUUAUGUGGUGAAUCGUUUGAAGAUCAGCUCAUGUUUUUCACUCAUCUAAAAAAUCACUAUGAACCAACCGUCGGUAAUGUAAACGAUGACGGUAAAGUUGGAGAUCCGAAAAAGAAACCCAAACUGCCGCGGGUAAAGCAUACUAAAAAGCUGAAGAAUGAUAAGUCUUCGCGAAUGCAAUCGGAAGAUGCACAGUCAGCAUGUCCAAAUUCCUCAAAUUCAACAUUCAACACCCAACAUGUUUCGCAACACAUAAAUCAAGGGUCCGACGGUUGCGCUUAUCAACAGAAUAUCACGCAGCAAGAAUCUGAUGUCAUCGUAGGUCCAUCAAAUCAACCGACCUGCACUGAAUCAGACAAUGCCGGUGAGUUUAGCGAAACCGAAGAUAUGUUGGAAGGAAUCAGAAAUGUUGUACAGAAAGUGCAGGAGGCUGUGGAUACCGAUACGAAUGAUGGUUUGGGGGGUCCCGUCGAAAGAUCGGCGAUAAGCACCGAUGAAAAGGUGUGGUACCAAUCCCAACACCUGCCAUCGAAUCAAGACAUGGUAAAAGGUAUCGAUUUUAGUGCUGAAUUGGAUACGCAAGAGAUCCAUAUCAAUGCUGGAAACGACAACUUUGUGCUAUUUCUGAAUAAAUCGGACUUCCAUGAUCAAGAUAUUCUCAACCAGCGCAGUCAAGGUACCCAGCAAUCAGCGUCCCAUCAGUCGAGCAGCGUACGCCCAAUUACGAAUGUUCAACAACACGCUACACUGGUUUCUUCAAGCAACAAUCCACAAACUUCCUACAUUUUAGAUACCGACCAGAGUCAGUUGCAACAUCCGUCGAUUGGCGAGUGUGACAUACAAAACAUACAAAUACUAGACCUCGGUACUGCCGGUAUUGAGAAUCACGAAAUUGUAAAACUUGUCGAUUUUAAUCUCUCAGCUGCCACGUUGAGUGAGCUCAAUGGGACUACGAAGCUACUAAAGAACGAAAAAUCCAACCUCGAAAGCGAUACCGAUGUUAACGAGGACGAAGGUUCAUUUUACGUUUUCGAUGAAGACGGUGACUCCGAAGAUUCCGAUGCCGAAGCUAACGCAGGGAGCUCAGAAGAACAAACCGUCUCGACGAAUGAAGAGUAUAAGGGGAAUAUGCAUGACAAUCAUUCGAUUCCUAAAGAGUUGUCCAUUCCGUCUGCUCCACCGUGUAAGAAGAAAGGUCGCAAAAAAUCGGGAACCGAUUCGAAGGGUGAAAUAGACGAACAAGCAGUUUUGAAAAAACCCGGUAAAAAGUAUCCCUGCACCGAACCAGACUGUGAUAAGGUGUUCAACUCUAAAACAGCAGUUCGCUAUCAUGAACUUCAACAUAAGAACGAAAGACCUUAUAAUUGCAUGCAGUGUCCAAAAAACUUUUUCACUUCCAGUGCGUUGAAAGUUCAUGAACGAUUGCACUCUGGUGAAAAACCGUACAAAUGCGAAGAAUGCGGAAGAGCGUUCCGCCAAUGGGGGGACAUGAAAUAUCAUCAGUCGUCCAUCCAUUCGAACGAGAAAACUCAUCAGUGCGAGUUCUGUGGCAAAAAAUUUGCUCGUCGAUACUCAUUGGUGUUGCACAGGAAAAUCCACCUGAACGAGAAAAAUCAUGUAUGCGACAUAUGCAACAAAGCGUUCCGGGCAAGCUCAUACCUUCAAUCUCACCGUAUGAUUCACACGGGAGAAAAACCGUACUCAUGCGCUAUCUGUUCGAAGAAAUUCCGCUGCGGCGGUGACAUGAAGCGACAUCUUAAAACUCAUGACCGCAGCAAAGUGGCAACCGGUUCGAAGUCUAUGGCACUACAAGACGACGACGUGCUUGACAAGCCCAUCUCUUCUAGAAUGGCUUCAACCGUGACCAGAAGUUCCAUCGCCGAUGUGAUUGAUCUGACGAAAAUCAAGUCCGAAAGCUGCGUUAAAAUGAGCUCAAUUCAGGCACCUCCGGUUGUAACCGUACUGUCGAAAGACAUCAAUCAGAUCGGUAAAUUUACUAAUUCCUCCAGUCAACAAUUGGUGUAUCCUACGCAGGCCGCAGGGGGCCAGUUCCGGAAACCGGAAGAAUCUGUCCUCAUGGACGUCUCGAGGUGGUAGAAAAAAAAAUCUCAAACUAAUCAAUCGCUGCAAUUGUGUAGUAUAAGUAUUUUUAUACUGUCUGGUUCAAUUAGUUAUAUUUAAAAUUAGGAUAAGGAGAAAAUAUUCCUUUAUGAAUAAAAUAGCGUACAAUACGCAAUCGUUUCAACUGAUGCACGUGAUUU
Malaya genurostris is the source of this 3752-nucleotide messenger RNA. RefSeq lists its product as uncharacterized. NCBI's taxonomy places the organism in Eukaryota, Metazoa, Arthropoda, Insecta, Diptera, Culicidae. The record is from RefSeq and is a predicted model, not a curated record. The coding region runs from base 172 to 3588 and encodes 1138 amino acids. Gene Ontology annotation, cellular component: nucleus. The transcript has 5 exons.